Messenger RNA from Eutrema salsugineum, 996 nucleotides. RefSeq lists its product as uncharacterized. Lineage: Eukaryota; Viridiplantae; Streptophyta; Magnoliopsida; Brassicales; Brassicaceae. The record is from RefSeq and is a predicted model, not a curated record. The transcript is spliced from 5 exons. Bases 1 to 996 code for a protein of 331 amino acids.
AUGUCGGCCAGUAUGGACCAUGCGAUGAUGACUCUGUCGAUGGAGGAAGAAGAGAUUCCGUUCGAUAUGCCAGAUCUUUUGGAUUACUGUUCAUCUGAAGAUAACGUUCAGAGUAUAAUAGGUAGGCUGUCAAACCCGGAGUGUCAAAAGAUGUAUGAGCAUGAGAUUGAAAUGAUUCUGAAAAAAGGAGUCCAUACGUACAACGAGUGGGCUCUUGCUAUUGACUGCUGGAUGGCGAAACCCCCUGCUGACUAUCUUCAGUUCAUCCCAGUCUGGAUCCAGCUUCGUCAGAUACCGGUUAAUUACUAUACUAGUAAGGCCAUCACAGCGCUGGGAGACCUUGUUGGUAAGGUCAUUGAAGUUGCUUUUGAUCCGACCAAAAGCCAGAGUCUCGGCUUUGUCAGGGUGAGUGUUCUGUUUGAUGUUUCCCGUCCUAUCAGACUUUUGAAAGUGGUCAAUCUCCCUGGUGGUGGGUCUGCAAUGAAGGGCUUCGCUGCGCUUUCAAUCUCUUCGGAUAUUAAAUUCUUAAAAGAAGAUAACCCUCUCUUUGGAGUCAUUGAAAAAAGGCAAGUAGUUUUGAAUCCUGCAAACGAAAGGCCUAGAAUUGCUAAAGAGGUUCUAUAUGGUAUGAGGCAAUACCUGUUGGUUGCUAAUGGAGAUGAAAGAGUCACUAGGGAGGCAAGAAUCAGGUCUUCUUUGGCUGACAUUGAAGGGGAUUUGUUUGCUCAAAAGUCGUUGCUGAGUCUUGAGCCGAUUCUAGUGGUCUCAAAGAAUGUUUGUCCGACGGUUUUCAGAACACCCUUCUCGGAGGCUAGCUCAUCCGGGAUUAACCUGAUGAAAACGAAAUCAAGGAGAAGACCUUCCAAGCUCAGCGCCUGCAAUAUGUCUGAGUUUCCGAGACAUGGAAAUGGUCUCACUUGGGGAGGUUCGAGAGGUGAUACAUAUGUCCAAUGUAGGCUUCAUAUGUGCUUCGGAAACCAAGCUUGGCUUCAGUAA